GGUCCGCUAUGAGGAAGUGUUUUUGUCCCGAGGACUGCAUUAGCUCAUUAGCUAUGUUUUCAUAUAUCUGAUAUUUUGCUGUGUGCUCGGUUUUUAUGGGCAAUUGGGUUCUUGAUUAUAAACCGUGAAGCGAAAACAAAAUAUAGCUCAAGCUAAAUAAAAUCAAGGCAAAAUGUCAUCAGAGGAGUUUGAAAAGUUACAUGAAGUGUACAAAUCUCUGUACGACGAACUGAAGCUGAUGCCGAACCGGGCUUCAGGAUGUCAUGGAGAGGAAAAGAAGCGGUUGGUGAGAGACUUUGAUGAGAGAUUUGGGGAGGCAGAAGAAGUGUUACAGGGGAUGGAUAAAGAGUUGCAGAGCGCUCCCGCGUCCUUCCGAAAUCAAAUCUCCUCGAAACUGCGGCUGUACCGCAGAGACUUGGGCAAGUUGCAGCGCGAGAUGAAGACCUCUGACCUGGGUUUGGGCUUCGCGGGCCGAACAGGAGACGGCAGACACAGUGUCUAUGGGUCCCAGAAUGAGCAGAGCACGCAGAUUCAGUCACAGCGAGCCCUGCUGCUGCAGGGCACCGACUCCCUGAACAACGCCAGUCGCAGCAUCGAGCGGAGCCAGCGCAUCGCCGCGGAGACGGACCACGUCGGCAGGGACAUCAUCGAGGAGCUGGGGGAGCAGAGGGAGCAGCUGGACCGAACCCGAGAUCGGCUGGUCAACACUGGAGAGAACCUGAGCCGCAGCCGCAGGAUCCUACGCUCCAUGUCCCGCCGGUUGGUGACUAAUAAACUCCUGCUGGCUGUCAUCAUCCUGAUGGAGCUGGGCAUUCUGGGUGCUGUGGUUUACCUCAAGUUCUUCCGCAAGUAGGGGGGGAGGCGAGGGGGGCUACGUCAGCCGGCGAGGUUAACGGCACGUUCCAGGCCUGGCCUUCUCCUCCUCCUCCUCCUCCUCCUCCUCCGACUCAAGAUUUCCAGCGUCGGACCGAGGAGGCCCCAGACUGGAAUUUCUGACGCCCUUUAAGUGAGACCUGAAAUCCGCCCCGGGAGCCAAAGAACCAAAAUGGACGACGUGUUUUACUCUUUGAGCCUGGGGCUCCUCUGAGCCCUGCAUGUGGCGGUUAGGGGUUCGAACGCUGGGGGCUGGGGCCACCGACGGCUUCUGAAGGCGGUGGGUGUAAACUGAACUCUCUCUUCCCACGUCGUUUUAUUUUACGGGCCGUUAUCGGAAAGCCGUGCGGAGCUGUGACGAAGGACCGUGUUUAUUACCUUCCACUGGAGCCAGCCGUCCGCCUCGCACAACCCCAAUCCUGGUGUGUCUGCACCUGCCGGAACUGUGAAAAAUGUAUCAUAUUUAAACAAUGAACUAAGCUAAAUGUAUAGUAUGCUGAUUUGAAUGGGAUUAUUUGUUUUUGUUUUUUUUUAACUGAAUGGUAAACCAGAGCGGUACCUGUAACUUAAGAUAUAGCACAUGCAUUUUGUUACUAAGAUGCUGCUACUACUGCAACUAAUAAUAACAACAUAAAGCCAAAUUUUGUGGCACCGUGUUCUGCCCUUGA
Molecule: messenger RNA, 1541 nt
Organism: Anguilla anguilla (European eel)
Lineage: Eukaryota; Metazoa; Chordata; Actinopteri; Anguilliformes; Anguillidae
Gene: vti1b
Product: vesicle transport through interaction with t-SNAREs 1B
Exons: 6
Coding region: 173-853 (226 amino acids)
Biological process (GO): intra-Golgi vesicle-mediated transport; retrograde transport, endosome to Golgi; Golgi to vacuole transport
Cellular component (GO): late endosome membrane; endoplasmic reticulum membrane; ER to Golgi transport vesicle membrane
Molecular function (GO): SNARE binding; SNAP receptor activity
Source: RefSeq, a predicted model, not a curated record